AAACUUGGUACACACAUAGUAUGAACAACACAUCAAAUGGCCCCUCAAAAGACCAUUGGAGAUUAGGCUCUAAACCAAUGCUCAGCCAGACACUCAUUUUCCCAUUUCCUCUCCCUCUUUCUUCGUCUUUGUCAUCUCAUGCAAUGUGUUGAUGGCGCCGGAGCAUAGCGACGUGCAUGAGAAUGCUGUGGGGGUGGGGGUGGGGGUGUCCAAUGGGAUUGAUGGAGGUGAUGAUAAGAAUAAAGUAGCCAGGCAUCCUCGGUGGACCAGACAGGAAACGUUUGUCCUCAUUCAAGGGAAGAAGAUUGCAGAGAAUCGGGUUAGGAGGGGGAGGAGAUCCUCUUCUGCUUUUGGGUCCGACCAGGUGGAACCCAAGUGGGAUUCAGUCUCAUCUUAUUGCAGAAGGCAUGGUGUCAACAGGGGUCCUGUCCAGUGCCGGAAGAGGUGGAGCAAUCUCGUUGGGGACUUCAAGAAGAUCAAAACAUGGGAGUCUGAGGUCAGGGAGGAUGCUGAAUCGUUCUGGGUGUUGAGGAAUGAUUUGAGGAGGGAGAGGAAGUUGCCGGGCUUCUUUGAUAGGGAGGUUUACGAUGUCUUGGAUGGAAGGGCGUUUAGUGCAACAGCCUUCCCGCUGGCGCUGGUCUCUGCAAUGCCAGAUGUGAAGAGCAGCGAUGGAAUGGAGCCUGUGGCAGUGGCUGUGGAGGCAGAGGAGGAGGAGGGGGAGGAGGAAGAGGAGGAGGAGGAAGCAGUUUUCGACAGCGGUAGACAGGCUGCAGCAGAAGACGGUCUGUUUUCGGAUUCUGAACAGUUGGGGCAGGAGGAAGCCAGUGGGAGUUUGGAGAAGGAAACCACUGCUGCUACAGAGAGUCCUACACAGACAACCCCUAUACCAUUGCCUAUUUCAGAGAGGAAGUUUCAAAAGUUCUAUCAGGGAUGCACCUCUCAAGGAAAACAGAAAGGAAAACAACACUGCUCAGAUGCUUGGACAGGACCUAUGUCUGAGGAGAGGUGGAAGCGAAGGCGGGUUUCGGUGGACGGGUGUGCGGAAACUAACAUGGAAGAGCAGCUGAUCAAAGUUCUGGAAAGAAAUAGUAAAAGGCUCAAUGCACAACUUGAAGCUCAGAAUGUAAACUCUCAACUGGAUAGGGAUCAGAGGAAGGAUCAUGCCAACAGUUUAGUUGCUGCUCUGAGUAAGCUCACAGAUGCUAUAGUAAGAAUUGCUGAUAAAUUAUAGCCAAGGACCAUGGGAAUCUAGAAGAUCAUGGAGAAUUAGCAAGGAAUUUAGCAGGUAAGAGUUUAUAUGACAGAUGUCACACCUCAUACUUCCUCUCAACCCAUUUACAGAUAAGCAGCAUUGAUGCUGCCUUUAUAGUCUUUCACUUAGGUGAUAUAUUGCGAUUGAACAUUUAAUCUGCUCAAAUAAAAGUUUCAGAUGUCUUGUAGUCA
Vitis vinifera (wine grape) is the source of this 1443-nucleotide messenger RNA. RefSeq names its product trihelix transcription factor ASR3. Lineage: Eukaryota; Viridiplantae; Streptophyta; Magnoliopsida; Vitales; Vitaceae. The record is from RefSeq and is a predicted model, not a curated record. Bases 152 to 1231 code for a protein of 359 amino acids. The transcript has 3 exons.